UCUUCCCCAAGAGAAGAGUGGGCAAUUAAACUUUCUCCUCUCUUUUUUUCUUUAUCUCUGCUAGUUUUCUGACAACUUAUAGUAUUUAUGAUAUCAAGAGCAGGGUGAAAAUAGGUGAUGUGAUACUAGAAGCUCAAAAAAGAAAAAAAUUCAAGAUUUCAUAAAGGAUUUAUCCCUUCCCAUAUUAGAAUGUUUUAUCUGUAUCACUACAGCUCCUUCCAUUUGCCUUAUGACCCACAUUUCAUAGUUAGCAAUUAAAGCAAAGGAAAUGUGGAAAACAUUUGCUGCUGCUGCUUUAUGCCCUGGUCAGUGGUUGCAUCUGCUUCUUGUGGAUUCUUGGCAUUCACGUCCAUUCUUGUGGAUCUUGGCAUGAACAGCUUAUGGGAGGUAGCAGUGUCAAGAGUUCUAGAUGCAUUCACACCCAUACAGAAUAAAAGAAGCAAUCCAGUCAAAGUAAGGUUGAGAUCCUGUAUUCCUUACAUUCAGUGCCCAGUGCAGGCAGCACAAUUUCCUUUUAGUAUUGCAUUUUUUUGCCUAGAAAUCGCUUUCUUUAUAUAAUCUAUUCCCUUACUCCCUCCUUCCCUUUCUCUCUUCUUUUUUCACAUUUCAAGUUUCUCUUGUCUGUCUUUAUGGGUAGUUUCUAUGAAUAGGUAGGUGGAUAGUUAAGUAGAGUUUGCUCUGGUUGAGUUUGCUUUGUUUUGGUCACGUUUUAAAAAAAUUUUUUUAAGAAAAAAGGGAGAGAAAGACCAAGCUCGACUAACAGUAUAGAGUUGAUUCAAACUGACUAUCCUAAAGAGAAUACUGACUAUCCAAAUACUGUCUACCCAAAAGAGAAAAGGCAGUCUUGCGGAAAGGGCUGCCCCCCAGGAGAUUCGGUAAUGGCAGCUCAGAAGAUCCACAGAAUCAGAGAUAGUUACGCUCCGAAAAGGCGCCUUUAAGCAAAUACAGAAUUGUGUAGUAGAGCGCUCUAGGUUUGGAAGCAUUUCGGCUCCAGGAAGGCGGGGUUACGAAAUUUAUUCUGGGACGCUGUGAAGUACAAUCCACACGCUCAGUAUAGCAGCCAGCACUUCCGCCCUGGGAAGGCGACGAGGUGCCUGGGAAUUCUGGGAAGUGUAGGCCGGCAACACCGUAGUUGGAUAACUUCCGCUACAGGAGGAUGAGGCUGUGUCCCUGCUCCCGUUGGGAAUUCUGGGAAGCGUAGUCCAGGAGGUCUCUGUAGGCAGAGUCACUUCCGGCCCAGGUACGCGAGGCCGCGGCCUUCUUUCCUCUCGGAAAGGUCUCUGCCUUUCCCCAGGAAACAGAGAAGAUGAUCAAGUUCCAGGAGCCAGUGUCCUUCAAGGACGUGGCCGUGGUCUUCACCGAGGGGGAGCUGGGGCUGCUGGACUCUGCCCAGAGGAAGCUGUACCGAGACGUGAUGCUGGAGAACUUCCGGAACCUGCUCUCAGUGGGGAAUCAGCCCUUCAAACCGGAGCUUAUAUUCCAGCUGGAGAGAGAAGAAGAGCUUUUGAUGAUGGAGACGGAGACCCAGAGAGAUGGGUGUUCAGGAACCAAGAGUCAACAUAAUAUGGAAAGUAUUCAAGAAGUGGGAUUAAGCUGCCUUUCCCCCAAAGAGCUUUCCACCUGGCAGACCUGGCAACAAGGUGCAGGCAGGUUAACUGGGUGUCAAGAUUCGAUGAAAAUUUUUCAAGAGAAUAUUUCUCAGCUGCAAAAACAAGGCAAUUCCCCCUGCCAAGUUUGGGCAGGAAUACCGAUUCAGAUUUCUGAAGAUGAGAACUACGUAUUGACUCAUAUAGGAGAUGGGUCCCAUGACGUAAAAAGUCAAGAAUUUCCCUCUUGGAGAGCCCAGCAUUCCUGGAGGAAAAUGUAUCUUACAGAGUCACGUAAUUAUCAGUGUAGAUGUCAGAAAAUUUCCAUGAAAAAUGAUUUCUGUGUGUCUGAAAGUAUCAGUUGGAUCUCACAUCACAAUGAUAAUCUGGCUGUACACAGAACAGAAAAAAUCUAUAGCUGCCAUGACUGUGGAGAAGAUGUCAUGAAGGUUUCAUUGCUUAAUCAAGACUUAAUUCAGACAGGGCAAAAGCCCUACCCUGGUAAUGAGUACAGAAAAGCCUUCAACAAUGACUCCAGUUCUGAAGUUCUUCAGCAGUUACACUUAGAAGGAAAGCCCUGUACCUACAGUCCAUGUGGAAAGGACUGUAGUUACAGUUCAGUUCUUCAUACUCAUCAAAGUGUUUGUAGAGGAGAUAACUGUGUUUCUGAGAGUUCACAUCUGCAAUGCCAUCAGAAAGUACACGCAGAGGAGGUGCCAUUUAAAUAUGAAUAUGGUGAGAAUGUCAAUCAGUGUUCCUCUCAUAACACAUAUGAACUUACUCACACAGGAGAGGUGUCCAACAGAUGCAACAUUUAUGAGAAGGGCUUCAGUCAUAGCUUAGACCUUAGUAGUAGUUUUAGGGUCCAUACUGAGCAGGAGCCCUAUGAAUUUGAGGAGAAUGGGAAUGCCUUUAACCAGAAUUCUUGCCUUCGAGCCCAUCAGAAAAUCCAAACUGAAGAGAAACUAUACACAGAUGUGGAGUGUGAGAUGGGUUUCAUUUGUAACUCAGAUUGUAACAUUCAGCACAGAGUUCACAUGGAAGAGAUUCCCUAUAAUUCUGAGGUGUGUGGUAAUGGCUUCAGUCUGGCCUCACAUUUUCAAGACCUUCAGAUAGUCCACACUAGGGAACAACCAUAUAAACAUUAUACAUGUGGUAACAGCUUCAGCCAAAAUUCAUAUCUUCAAGGCCAUCAGAAAAUUCACAUUGGAGAGAAACCUUACAAGGAGUGUGGGAAUGGCUUCAAUUGGAAUUCAAAACCUAAAGAUCAUCAGAGAGUCCACACUGGAGAGAAGCCAUACAAAUGCAACGCAUGUGGUAAAGUCUUCAGUCAUAGAUCAAUUCUUAAUGUUCAUCAAAGGGUCCACACAGGAGAGAAACCUUUUAAAUGUGAGGAGUGUGAUAAGGGAUUCAGUCGGAGUUCAUACCUUCAAGCCCAUCAGAGAGUCCACACUGGAGAGAAACCAUACAAGUGUGAGGAGUGUGGGAAGGGAUUCAGUCGGAGUUCAUACCUUCAAGGCCAUCAGAGAGUUCACACUGGAGAGAAACCAUACAAGUGUGAGGAGUGUGGGAAGGGGUUCAGUCGGAGUUCACACCUUCAAGGCCAUCAGAGAGUUCACACUGGAGAAAAACCAUUCAAGUGUGAGGAGUGCGGGAAGGGAUUCAGUUGGAGCUUUAAUCUUCAAAUUCAUCAGAGGGUUCACACAGGAGAGAAACCCUAUAAAUGUGGAGAAUGUGAUAAGGGCUUCAGUAAGGCCUCAACUCUUCUGGCCCAUCAGAGAGUCCACACAGGAGAGAAGCCAUACCAAUGUGAUGAGUGUGGUAAGAGCUUCAGUCAGAGAUCAUACCUUCAAAGCCAUCAGAGUGUCCACACUGGCGAGAGACCAUAUAUAUGUGAGGUAUGUGGGAAGGGCUUCAGUCAGAGAGCAUAUCUUCAAGGUCAUCAGAGAGUCCACACCAGAGUGAAGCCAUACAAAUGUGAGAUGUGUGGGAAGGGCUUUAGUCAGAGCUCACGCCUUGAAGCACAUCAGAGGGUCCACACAGGAGGGAAACCGUACAAAUGUGAGGUGUGCACAAAGGGUUUCAGUGAAAGUUCACGCCUUCAAGCACAUCAGAGGGUCCACACAGAAGGGAGGCCCUAUAAAUGUGAACAGUGCGGUAAGGGUUUCAGUGGGUUUUCAAGUCUUCAAGCCCAUCACAGAGUCCACACUGGGGAAAAGCCAUACAAAUGUGAGGUGUGUGGUAAGGGCUUCAGUCAGAGAUCAAACCUCCAGGCUCAUCAGAGAGUCCACACGGGAGAGAAACCAUACAGAUGCGAUGCAUGUGGUAAGGGUUUCCGUUGGAGCUGGUCUUCUAAUUCAUCAAAGAGUCCAUAGUGGUGAUACAUUCUAUAAAAGUGAAGAGUAUGGUAAGGAUUAUCUUUCUUCAGAGAAUCCAUACAAAAGUGAAAUUCUGUAAAAUGGUAUUCUAUUGCGUUCUGAAGUCCUCAA
Molecule: messenger RNA, 4075 nt
Organism: Delphinapterus leucas (beluga whale)
Lineage: Eukaryota; Metazoa; Chordata; Mammalia; Artiodactyla; Monodontidae
Gene: ZNF112
Product: zinc finger protein 112
Biological process (GO): regulation of transcription by RNA polymerase II
Cellular component (GO): nucleus
Molecular function (GO): RNA polymerase II cis-regulatory region sequence-specific DNA binding; DNA-binding transcription factor activity, RNA polymerase II-specific
Source: RefSeq, a predicted model, not a curated record